This is a messenger RNA of Scatophagus argus, 5330 nucleotides long. RefSeq names its product zinc finger protein 341 (gene znf341). Bases 356 to 2965 code for a protein of 869 amino acids. The transcript is spliced from 16 exons. Gene Ontology annotation, cellular component: nucleus. Gene Ontology annotation, biological process: regulation of transcription by RNA polymerase II. Lineage: Eukaryota; Metazoa; Chordata; Actinopteri; Scatophagidae. Gene Ontology annotation, molecular function: RNA polymerase II transcription regulatory region sequence-specific DNA binding; DNA-binding transcription factor activity, RNA polymerase II-specific. The record is from RefSeq and is a predicted model, not a curated record.
AGACAGUGCUGGCAGUGCAGUCUCUGCUGGAUGGCCAAGGUGGAGUUCCUGACCCAAACAACCAAAACGUCUCUGGAACAUCCACUAUUCAGUCUAUGGAUCUCUAUGGAGAGCAAGGCCCCGUCCAGAAGGGGAGGUCACAGGCAAGUAUCUGGUGUCAAGGCAUGCACCCAUGAUGCCUGGGCAGGCCAGUCUGACAGUAACAAGGGCCACUUGCCGUGUUGGCUCCCAGCCUGCAAGGACUGGUGUAGUGGGGGUCUUUUUGUCUGUUUGAAUCAUCAGUCAGGCAAAAGACGAUGAGGACGUGUUCCUUUGUGGGAAGUGUAAGAAACAGUUCAAUUCUCUGCCAGCCUUUAUGACACACAAGAGGGAGCAGUGCCAGUCUAGUGCGCCCUCUCUGUCCACGGUGUCUCUGGCCUCCACCGUUGCCUACACGCCCGUUCCGUCAAUCAGCUCUGGACCGCAGACUCCUGCUAACAGACAGGUGUCCACCUACAUCACAGUCCCUCCCUCCCCUCUGACACACACUCUGGUCCAAGGCAACGUGCUGGUCAGUGACGACGUUCUCAUGUCGGCUAUCUCAGCCUUCACCUCCAUCGAGCAGCCCAUGGCCGCCAUGCAGACGCCCAUACAGAGUAACUUGAGCAUGCACACAGCUGGUGUAUCUUAUCUGCAGCACCAUCACCACCAUCAUCAUCAUCAUCACCAGCAGCAGCAACAACAGCAGCAGCAGCAGCAGUCCCCCCACCCACUGCCGUCUGCUCAGACACCGGCCCACCCCCUGCCAGCUGGACAGCCCGCCCAGCAGCCGCUCUCUUCACAGGUCCCUGCAAGCCACAGCAACUCUGUGGUCCAGGUGUACAGCACGCUGCCCCAUAUGGCUGGGGGUGGUGGUGCAGAAAUCCACACCUUGGGCCUGCAGCCUUUCCAUCCCGUACAAGUGCCCAGUCAGUGUGUGGAGAGCCAGUCAUUCACCACCCCUCCCGUCUACAGCCCCGGGAAGCAGGGCACCAAAACAAAGAUUUGCAGCAUCACCGCCAACCUGACAGAGCUGGGCGACUUUGAAAAGGUCAUCAUUCCCAAACGGCCAAGGAGUAGUAAAAAAAGCCCUGAUGGAACCACAGCAGAGCAGCUGAAAGGAAAAGGUCCGAAGCUGAAGUGUAAUUACUGUGACAAAAUCUUCUCGAAAAACUUUGACCUCCAGCAGCACAUUAGAAGUCACACAGGAGAGAAACCGUUUCAGUGCAUCGUCUGUGGCCGAGCCUUUGCCCAAAAGUCCAACGUGAAGAAACACAUGCAGACUCACAAGGUGUGGCCUAUGAGUGUGGCUAGCACGGUGUCAAGAUUACCAAUCACAGUAAAGGUGGUACCGGUGUCAACCAGUGAGGAGGAUGGGGCCAAUGAACAGCAGCAGCAGCAGCAGCAGCAGCAGGGUGAACCGGAGGAGGAGGGGUCACAGCAGCAGAACACUCAAACACAGGCAGAAGGCGACGCAGCUCAAACAGAAACUCCAGGGGAGUUGGAGGAGAAUGCGACUGUGGCUCAGGCUGAUCCGAAGGGCAGUCGUCAAGUGGAAGCCAUGCAGAACGGGCAUCCUCAGGUGCGGAUGCAGUCCAACCAGAAGCAACAGUGCCAAGCUCAGACCAAACAGAUAGUUGUGAUAGACAGCUCCUACCAGUGCCAGUUCUGUGCCAGCAAGUUCAAGACCUACUUCCAGCUCAAGUCCCACCUGACCCAGCACAAAGGGGAGCAGGUUUACAAGUGUGUGUUGAAGUCCUGCUCCCAGACCUUCCAGAAGCUUGAUCAGUUCCUGGAGCAUAUCAGGACGCACCAGGAGCAGCUGACCUACCGCUGCCACCUCUGCAGCAAGGUGUUCCCCUCGCUGUUUGAACUGGGAGUCCACCAGUAUUCCCACUGCUUCUGCCCCCAACAGAACACACGCAAGGAAACCACCGUCUACAGGUGUGUGAAAUGUCAGAGCAGAUACUCUACCCAGGAGGCACUGGAACAACAUCUGCUUACUGCCUCACACAGCUUUCCCUGCCCACACUGUCAGAAGGUUUUCCCGUGUGAGAGGUACUUCAGACGCCACCUCCCCACUCACGGCAUUGGAGGGAGGUUCAAGUGUCAGAUCUGCAAGAAGGCCUUCAAGACAGAGCACUACCUCAAACUGCACACACGUAUUCACUCAGGUGAAAAGCCAUACAAAUGCUCCCUCUGUGAGGCGACGUUCAACAGGAAGGACAAAGUGAAGAGACACAUGCUCAUCCAUGAACCCUUCAAGAAAUACAAAUGUCCCUUUAGGACACAUGUUGGCUGCACCAAGGAAUUCAACAGACCGGACAAACUCAAGGCCCACAUUCUGUCACAUUCUGGUAUCAAACCCUACAAAUGUCUGUUCUGUCAGAAGGCCUUCAGCCGCAGGGCUCACAUGCUCGAGCAUCAGCAGUCCCACACAGAUAACUACCGCUUCAGAUGCUCCACCUGCAACAAAGGAUUCACCAGACAGAGCUAUUACAGAGAUCACAAGUGUCCUGCAGCAGGGAACGGGACAGGAACUGAGGGAGGGACCGGAGAGGCAGAAGGAGAGGAGGUCGGACGAGGUCCGAUGGCAGAGGGGAAGGAUGGAGAGGAUGACGGGAGGAGAAGCAGGUUCGCGAAUAAAGGGAAAAGGACACGGACUGGUGGAGACGAGAGAGAGAAGGACGAAAGCUCAAAGGGCAGCCGAGAGCAGGUGGAAACAAAUGAGGAGGAAGAGGAAGAGGAGGGGGAGGAGGAGGAGGAGGAGGAGGAGGAGGCGGCAGAGAGGAGGAGUGACGAGGGUUGUCGGGCUGCACUGACUAUCAGCACUAUGGAAGGGCAGGCGGAAGGAGAAGAGGAGGAUGACGGGAUGGAACGUGGUGGGGAAACGCUAGAGCAAAUUCAAGGCACUGACCAAAACUGUUUACAACAGCCAUGUUUGUAGUUUCAGGCAUCAUCUUUCCUAAAUGUUUCCUGGACAUGAACCAAACAAACUCCAAUCCAUUAUUAAAAAACAAUCAGGGAAUGGGAAGUUCUUUCAUUAUUUGUUUUAAAUUAAAACGUUUUUUUUUUAUGUGUGAUGAGUCUGACAUUCAGUUUCUGCCCGUGUCAUUUGGCGGUUCCUCUAAUUUCUCAGAUUACCCAGUGGGAGCACAGAGAAUAGGGCUAUAUCCAAAUGUAGCAAGACGGUAACAAAUGCAUCAAAGUCCAAAGUGUUGAGGGCUGCCCAGUUCUACAACCGAGUCCACAAGCGGGCUCAUGCAGACAUCGUCAGUCUUAUCCCAGCUGCUGCUAUUACCCAGAUUUUCAUCAUAAUAAAAACAUAGUGAAAUAACCAAAGUCUGGUUAUAAUUUGUAUGGCCUAAAUGUGUUAUGUGUUAUCUGGCUGUAACAUUUUUUUAUGGAUUAACAGAAGUGAGGCCUUCCGUUGACUGAGUACAGUUUGCAAUGGUGGAAAGAUCUAAGUACAUCUACUCGAGUCUGAUAUUUCAGCACAAAUUUAAGGUGCUCGUACUUGAAUGUUUCCUUUCCAUGCCACUUUCUACUUGUAUUCCUCCUCAUCUGAGAGGGAAAUACUGUACUUUGUACUUUACUACAUUUUCUGACAGCUUUAGUUACUUUACAAUUUAAGAUUUUUACAAACAAAACACGUGAAGAGUUCAUAAAAUAUGUUUUGUUAAUUUAACCGGACAAACUGUUUACAAAAGUACAUCUGAAAUGAUGAUGAGACCUGAUUAACAUGCCUACAAAAUAGUGCUCUAAACAAGUUGCAGGAUGGGCACCGACCAGUAAACAAAGUGUAUCUAAGAAGAGGUCAUUUAGCGUGUGAAAGUGUACGGGAUACGCCAGAUAGUCUGAGGAAUGAUACUAAGAUGAGAUUUAUAGGAUUGGUCAAGAAUUGAAUUAAAAACAGACACUAGAGUUGUUACCAGUAAGCACUUUGUGUACACAAUACUCGACAGUCUGGUGAAAUCAGUUUUAAUUAUAUAGACAAAGGGUGGAUCCCUCUUCCUGAACUAACAGUUACUAGACUUUCCGUGGUAUACCAGCAGUUAGAUAGAUUUUGGAAAAGGUAUACAUGUUUAGUGAAAUGAAAAAGAGCUGUGUUCUGGCUGUCACGCUAAUCGAAUGAAGAUGACAAACACAUUGUUUCUGGAGUUGAUUAUGGAAGCAGCUAAAGAGUGAGCCAUCUUGUUUACAUCCCAUCUCUGUUGAGAUGGCGAGGCCUGUGCAGUACAGAAUUAAGGAUGUAUAACUAAAAGAUUUUGUUCACAAAGCUCAGUGAGACUUUCACUUGUUGUACGGCUUUAGGUGUUCCUGUGUAAACUGACAUCAAGACAGUUAGGACGAGGCCAUUACAAAUCUGGAUGCAGCUGUGUUGUGUUCUUGUCUGACUGAGCUAUUAAGGCCUGUGGAAAUGAACACAUCAUACUCACGUUAACAAUUUAAAAAUGAUUCCAUCAGUCAUCUAAGGCACAAACACACACAUUUUUAAUUUAAUUUAUUAAGUUUCUAUAUAGCACAUUUUUCAUGUACAUCAGAAAUGAACCAGGAAAAAGAAAAUAUAGUGUUACCAUAAACCUCUUAUUAAAACCUUUCUUUUACAAAAGAAAUUUGUUAUUGACAACAUUUACAACAUGUUUUCAUAUACAGGAGAGAGGCAGUGGUUUAAUUAUACAUGGAAAACUCUGGAGAACCGAUGAGAACAACAGAAAAAAAUGUGACUUAUGAAACUGACAUAUUUGCUUCACUGCUACGUCCCCGGGAUUUUAACGUGAUCGAUCCAGAAUCGGGGUACAGAAUCUGUAUCGGGGGAAGGUCUGAGGCAAAAAUGUAAAAUAGGCAACUUUUACCAAUCAACCUUUCAUCACGAUACAUUCAUCAUAUCACGCUGACUGUGCAGUAGUUGUUAUCACAGCUGAAGUCUUAAUUAGCCAUCGAAACAGGCCAUGUGUCACCAGCUUAAGUAUAAUAGCUUUUCCAUGCUGGUGCAGUUUCUUCAUCUAACUCCACCUGCUUGGUCUGGUUACCAGCCAACCAGCACCAGAGUCCACACUAUUCAUUCAAGCACGCAGCCCAUAGGGUGGAUAAUCUCUGCUGGCAUCAAGCUGCUAACAGGAUACCUGAUGCCUGAGGGUUGCUUUAAGAAUAAGAAAGUGGAGGGAAAUUUAAAAAAAAAAAAAAAAAAAAGUGCUUUGCUUGGUCAGAUUAACAACACCCGAAUGCACCGCUCCUCAGUAACCACAUCUGUGUUUUCAGUGCGUAAUUAAUUAAUUAAAAAAACACUCUUAAAAAAAAAAAUAAAAAAA